This is a messenger RNA of Dovyalis caffra, 1338 nucleotides long. Lineage: Eukaryota; Viridiplantae; Streptophyta; Magnoliopsida; Malpighiales; Salicaceae. The record is from the annotation of a GenBank genome assembly.
AUGGGGUCCAGAGACAAGGACCAAACUACACCGCAUCACCAGCCUCUCCUUAGCAGCCUCGUUGUACGUCCAUCCGUCAGCGAUGGCGGUGAUGGCGUCGGAGGUGGAGGCCGCCCCGGUGGUAGCGAUUACGAGCCUGGCGAGGUCCGCCGUGAACCUCCAUCUUACUCUCGCUCCGAUCGAUACUCUGAUGAUCCUGUCCGCGAAGUUGCUGCAUACCUCUUUAAAAUCUUGGGUGAUGGUCUCCACUGGGUUCUGAUUUCCAAUUUGCUUUCAUUGGCUGUCUUUAUGGGUUCAGUCCACCUUGCUGCUUUGAGCUAUGGGUUAAUGUGGUUGUGGGGAAUAUAUAAUGUACGGACCAUUUCUGAAGAUAACUGGAUUAAAUUGGUAGCUACUAAAUUUUGUGAAUUAUUUGGCCACUGGUGUCUUCUACUGGUGGAGUGCUUGUUGGUCCUGCUGCUCCUAUUGAAGCAUGUUUUGACUGAGGUUCUUGGGACGUAUGUGUGGUUGGGUUAUGGUGGAUAUAGACUUCGUGCAGGUUCUGGUUCUCCAGUACGUCGUAGGGAUGCAGAUCGCCGAUACAGUUCUGAUUUUGAUAAUUCAGGUGGUCCACCUCGAGGUCGUGAUUUUAGCAAUGGGAGGGAUCGGCCUCUUAGAGGGGAGGGCAUUAGUAGGAAUAAUCCAAAUGUACGCCCAAGGGAAGGCGACUGGAUCUGCUCUGAUCCUUCAUGUGGCAACCUGAACUUUGCAAGGAGAGAGUACUGUAACAACUGCAAGAGACCUCGCUAUAGACCUGGGGGAAGUCCUCGACGGGGGUAUCCUGGCCCUCCGCCUCCACAUGCUCCUCCAAGACGCUUUCCUGGUCCUCCAUUGGAUCUUUCUCCGGGCAGGACCAUGAAUGGCUACAGGUCUCCUCCUCGAGGUUGGGCUAGAGACGGACCUAGAGAUUUUGGGCUUGGUGGUCCUCUACCUCCCAGGCAAGGAGGCAGGUUUUCUGACCAUGAUAUGCGGAGAGAUCGGUCUGAUUAUCCGGAUGAUGAGUACAGGGGGAGGAACAAAUUCGAUAGGCCUAUGCCCAUGGAUUGGGGUCACAAAGACCGUGGAAGGGAUGGCCUUUUCAAUGAAAGGAAAGGGUUUGAGAGGCGGCCACCCUCUCCACCUCUACCUCCACCUUCACUUCCUCAACGUGGCAGAUGGGGACGUGAUGGGAGAGAUAGGAGCAGAUCACCAAUUAGGGGAGCCCUGCCACCGAAAGAGUUUCGUCAGGAUAUGUACAUGGACCGGGGGCGAGAUGAUCGGCAUCCUGUUGGGCGAGACAGAAUGAGACAUGUGUAUUAA